Molecule: messenger RNA, 4313 nt
Organism: Acanthochromis polyacanthus (spiny chromis)
Lineage: Eukaryota; Metazoa; Chordata; Actinopteri; Pomacentridae
Gene: tmem198ab
Product: transmembrane protein 198b
Exons: 5
Coding region: 520-1608 (362 amino acids)
Biological process (GO): positive regulation of canonical Wnt signaling pathway
Cellular component (GO): plasma membrane; cytoplasmic vesicle
Source: RefSeq, a predicted model, not a curated record
UAUUUAGGCGACACUUAGACCACAUGAACCCUGUUUGGUCCCAUACUUGUAUUUCUGUUUUUAAAAAUCCAGUUUAUGCUUCAUUUCCCUCCGUUUAAAACCUGUAAUUGAACGCCGGCCUUCGGUUUGUUAGCGUCCCACGUUCCCAGUUUGUCCUCCUGCCUGACUCACACGUGUGAAACCAUGAAGCGUCACGUUUCCGCAGCAGCUCCAGCUGGUAUUGAUCAGCUGGCAGGUUAUCGGCAGACCGAUCGGCAGCAACAACCUCCAGCCGGACGCUGACAUGUAAACUGGUGACAGGAUCUCUGUUCACUGAGAGGGAAUCUGUCGGCUUCAGUUUGUGUGAAACCUUCAGACACGAAGAGACUCUGGACGAUGUUGAAACCUCGGUGAGAUUCCUCAGGUAAAGCCAUGCACCUGGGCGGUGCUCCAUAGCCUUCCUUGUCCCUCUCCUCCCACCUGAUCACCUGUCCUCCUCCAUCGCUCCUCACCUUGACUCCUCCUCCUCCCCCGGUCGCCAUGACGACCACCCUGGAGACGAUAGCCCAUCCGGACCAGGAGCUGAGCUCCGAGCGGCUGGACGGCUGCCUGGACUCGGGCGGCCGAUACAAGGUGGUCCCCUCCGUCGUCUGCUCCAUGUGCUGCCUCUUUGGCAUCAUCUACUGCUUCUUCGGCUAUCGCUGCUUCAAAGCAGUGAUGUUCCUGACGGGCCUCAUGUUCGGCUCUGUCGUCAUCUUCAUGCUCUGCUACAAGGAGCGCGUGCUGGACACCCAGCUGAGCGUGGAGGCCUCGGUGGGCAUCGGCCUGGGCAUCGGGACGCUCUGCGGCCUGGUCACCAUGCUGGUUCGCAGUGUGGGCCUCUUCAUGGUGGGCCUGCUGCUGGGCCUGCUGGUGGCCGUGGCCACCCUGGUGGGCAUGGAGGAGCUGUCCGACAGCCCGCCGCGCUCCGUCUGGGUGCCCCUGGGCGUGCUGCUUGGCCUGGGCAUGCUGUUCGCCGUGCUCACCCUGCAGUGGCAGCGUCUCUUUACCACGCUGUCCACAGCGGUGUUCGGCGCGGCGGUCAUCACGGUGGCGCUGGACUACUUCGUAGAGCUCUUUGCCCUCGUGUUGUACAUGUACGAGCGGAUAAAAGCUGAAUCUGGAAAGCCUGUGUGCUGGCUGACCUGGGUGGUGCUCGGGGUGUGGCCUGCCCUCACCCUGCUGGGCGUCAUGGUCCAGUGGAAGGUGACCGCCGAGGGAUACUCCCACACCAAGGUGAUUAUCAGUCGGCAGCAGAGGAGGAUGCAGGUGAUGCGGAUCCGCCAGCGGGACGACCGCUACCGCAACAAGAAGAAGAAGAAGCAGCAGGGCUCCACCUCCCACCAUCACCACCAGGCCAAGCAGCUGCACGCCGAGCCCGCCUACCGCCGCAAACCCAACCCCAUCCGCCGCUACGACACUGACGUCCUCUCGCCGAGCUACAUCCAGAGUUUUCGGGACCGGCAGGUGCAGGCUCAGCCCUUCCCGGGUCGGCUGGUUGGAGGCUCCCAUGCCGUGGUGGAGAUGGGCUACGACUGCGGCUCCACGACGCCCCUCACCGGAGCAGCAGGACCUUCACUACGGGUCUGACGCCUCCACAACCCCCCAAACACUCCACUGAACCAGGGAGAUGCGUCAUUCUACAACCACUACCCCACACCUGUGCUAGAACAAACCACCACUGGCUUCAAAUUCAAAGAUUCUGGGUUUAGCCACUCAUCUUAGAGGAUAAAAAAAUAGCCCUUUACUUAUUAAAUGUUGGAUCGUAAACCUCCGGGAGCCGUCGGUUUGGUGUAGAGGUUUGCUCAACCUCUUUUUCACUGUCCAUAGAUUCAAAUGCACUAAAUGCAUGCAUGCACUUGACACAAACACACUCUGCAGCUACAAUCUUGAGGGUUCCGUGUGCAAACAGGAAGCAGCCGGCUGGACCCGACCUGUACGCCAAAACAGAUCAGGGAUUGGACUGCAAACCCGCCUCAGGUUCCGUCACAGGCUUCAAAACACAACUCUACCCUCGUUGCUGUUUCGACCACCGUUCCUCAACCGAUGCUGCAGAAGCAACUAGUUCCUCGGCCUCCUUAGAAGUCCUUCGUGAAUGGAGGUAAGGGCCCUCCAAUGUAAACCGGGAUCCGUUAUUUGCGUUCUGUGCCAUCUAGACUACAGACUUAAUGUUGUUUUUAAAGAGGGGGAAACCCUUUGUCACCCUUGGUGCUGGACGAUACACUACUUCAAGCGUCAAACUGCUCUCCGAAGCCCGGGAAUCUGUUUCAACGGGUGCCUUGCCCCUCCUCGGACUGCGCCGCUCAGCGACAGGAGGGGGGUUGCUGGCAGAUCUCCCAUCAGUGGCUUGUUUUUGCAUUAAUCGUGAGGAUUCUUCAGGGGAGUGGAGGGAUGUAGCCGCGGAGCUACAACAAGCAGGGUAUAAAGUUUCUGGAGUCGGCUUGUUGUCUUCACAGAUGCCUGGAUAUUCGAAGAGGAUUAGCUUUUUAGCUGACAAGGAGAAAGACUUGUUUACACUGGUACCUCGUGAAAUCUCAACCCGACAUACGUAGACAGAGAACCUUCAGCACGACUAACUGAGAAUUUCAUCACUGCAGUGGAAAACAAUCUCCAGGAGAUGAUUUGCACUGCUAAUCAAAGCUAAAAGAUUUGUCUAGCAUCUGCCAGGGUGUUAAAAAUUCAAGAUUUAUGGUCAAACUGAAGUUAAAUUUUGCUAUGAAAUCCACAUAAAUAAAUCUGUGAAGUUUGUUAUAACUUACAAUGGGUGAAAUAGUAACUUCCAAACAGGGUUUUUGGUGCUUGACAAUGUUAUUGCUAAUAAUGCUAAUUGCUAGCUCUGUCAUGUGGAGUCUAUUAGGUAGCUGUUGCUUUCCAGGUAAAAGCUAGUUAGCCUAGCUGGCUAGGUUUUAUUUUCUACAUCAAGCUUAGUUGCACCAUGGCUUUUUCCAAAAAACAGUAAAAAAUAAAUAAGAGUAGAAAGACUUUUCCCACAAAUAUGACCAAAAACAUUUCUAUCUCAUUUGGAAAACCGCAUACACUGUCGUUGGAAUUUAUAUUUUAAACCGAAAUGAACAUUUUUGGUUAAAAAAAAAGAAAAAAAGAAAAAGCUAGCCAGCUGUUUAGCCUAGGCGGUUGUUGGAACUUAUUUUAAAUAGAAAUGGACAUUUUUUGUUAAAAAUCUAGCCAGCUAAUUAGCCUAGCUGGUUGCUGGAAGUUACAUUUUAAAUAGAAAUGGACAUUUUUGUUCAAAAGCUAGCUACCUGGUUGUCGAAAAUUAUGUUUUAAACAGAAAUGCACAUUUAUUGAAAAAGCUAGCCAGCUAGUUAGCCUUGCUGGUUGUUGGAACUUACAUUUUACACAGAGAUGGACAUUUUUGUUAUAACGCUAGCUGGGUAGUUAGCCUAGCUGGCCAAUUUGCACGAUGGCUCACUUGAAAAGCAACAUGAGAAAAACCAAAAUAGUCGCUAAAGACUUCUUGAAAGUUGGAAGCUUUUUCUGAAAUUAUGACAAUAAACAUUUCUAUCUUCUCUUAAAAACCUGUUCUCUGUUGUUGGAACUCAUAUUCUGUAGCAGAAAAUAACAUUUAAGGCCGAUUUUAGGCACAGUAGAUUUGCGUUUCUUGCUGAUAAUUUCCUCAGUAUUUUGGGACAUUUUGGGUCGUUUGUCAUUGUAUGUCGGCCUUAAGCUCAGUUUCAUCUGAGGGGAUCUCUUUCUAGACCAUUUUUUUAAAGCACUGAGGCUAAAAACCUGAAAAAGCACCUUUUUUUUUUUACUGUAAUGAGGUGCCAGUGUAAAUAAGACCUGAAUGUGAAUGAACAUAGUGGACUAGUGGCCAUAACAACCUGUACUUAGACCAACUCCCUCCAUCAUGUGCAUUGAUUUUUGCUUUAUUCAGUGAAAAUGUGAAUACUUUGUUACCGUCUUUACCUUUUUAAAGGGAACCGACGUGGUGGGAGGGCGAUGGGGGGGGGGGUUUAUUUGUCAAUGCAUGAAACCACCUCCUGGUCGAGUCCCUCUGUGUGCAUCAAUGUGAAAUUUGUACAUAAAACACAGCACUUACUAACUUUAUUUUUUACCAUUCAUUUUCUUUUCGUAGUACUCUAAUUUCUUUUCCGGUGGGAUGUAUUUAUUUGCUGAUUUAUUUAUUUGGUUCUGUAACAGGAGUGUGCGACAUCACCGCUGUAGGCCGGAAGCUCCAUGCUUUUUUUUUUGUUAUUCUUUGUUUUGUUUUGUUUUUUAAUUAAAAACUGAAUUCCGACUAUAAUUAUUAAAGCAUGUGUUCCUACAGGCCUGAA